AUGUCCAAUCACAGCUGCAGCCUCCCAUUGGACACGGACACAUUUGGACUGACCUGUAUCUAUGGCCUGAUCUUCUCUUUGGGUCUCCCGAGCAACCUGCUGUCUCUCUGGGGACUGUACCACCUGGGCCGCUCCGGUGGAGGAGGCUGUCAGCUGGUCUACAUUCUCAACCUUCUGCUAUCAGACCUUCUUCAGCUGCUCACCCUACCACUUUGGAUUAUUUAUCUCCAAGCGAGUCACCACUGGCCUUACGGCCAGCUAACGUGCGAGCUGGUGGGAUAUGUGUUUUACGUAAAUGUCUACGCUAGCGUCAUGUUCUUGUGCCUGAUAGCACUGGACCGCUGCCUGGCCAUCGUUUACCCGCUGAGCAGCCGCAGAGUGCGCACUGUCCGCGUGGCAGCAUUGUCCGGCGUGGCAGUUUGGAUCCUCACCUUCCUGUUCUGUCUGAGUGGGCUGCUGCCGUCGGUGUUUGACUCUGACAGACUGCUGUGUCUGGAGCAGUACCCCGUCAGCCCCAGAUACGCCUCCUUCAAGAUCACAACGGUGGCCCUGGGCUUUCUUCUGCCGUGUGCCAUACUUGGCUACACCUCAGCCCACAUUGGGGUGACACUGCGGCGAUCUCCGUCUCUCUCUGACCACGAGCGGCACAAAAUCGUGGGUAUUCUUGUUGUGAUCACCAUCAACUUCAUUGUUGUGUUUGGACCCUAUCACCUGGUGGGAGGAUACAGAUUUGUGUCUUUGCUGCUGAUUGACGAGCCAUGUGGAAUGGAGCGUUCCAUUUUCCUCAUCUAUCGCAUAUGCUACGGUCUGACAAGUCUCAAUACCCUACUGGAUCCGCUCUUCUAUAUUUUCCUGUGCCCCGAUGCUCGGCUAGAGCUGCAAAGAUCCUUGCCCGGUUUGGGAAGGGGGCAAAGCAAAAAGAUUGGCUCCAGUACAAGACCUCCAUCAGAAAACAACAUGGAGAGGGAAACUGGACUUAAUAAUCUUUUAGAAACAUAA
Messenger RNA from Pungitius pungitius (ninespine stickleback), 999 nucleotides. Its product is annotated as G-protein coupled receptor 4. Gene Ontology annotation, molecular function: G protein-coupled receptor activity. The transcript is spliced from 2 exons. Gene Ontology annotation, biological process: G protein-coupled receptor signaling pathway. NCBI's taxonomy places the organism in Eukaryota, Metazoa, Chordata, Actinopteri, Perciformes, Gasterosteidae. Gene Ontology annotation, cellular component: membrane. The record is from RefSeq and is a predicted model, not a curated record. Bases 1 to 999 code for a protein of 332 amino acids.